AAUGGGAGAUUAUGGUUGGUUCUUUUAGUUUGAAAAUGACGUUCAGUUUUGGUGGAUGUUUGUGGACCUUUAUAUGGAUCGGUGCAGUCGUUUUAGGUGUGGAUCAGGAGGUAGUAUCGAUAAAUUUUAUCGUUAAAUAAAUAAAGAAACCAAAUGAACACUAAUUUUCUUCACAUACCACAGCAACCGCCAGUUUUCAAAAGAGGCGGCUCCAAGUUUAUCAUGGAAUCCUUGGUGACUAGUUGUGAUCACAAGAUCGUGAAGUAUUUUCAAAAAGUUCCUGACAAAUUGAAUAUUUACACCUUUCGUGUAGUAAAACUGGCUAAAGCCUUCACCAUCGAUUUCGCUGUGAGGGUGGUAAAAACAAAGAGAGUGAUGUACAAAAUUGAUAACUUUGACGGCUGCCAGUUUCUGAUGAAUCCCCUGCUGAAUCGCGUUUUCGGAACUGUCUACAAGCGACUGGUCGUGAAUGGCAGUUUUUUUAGUUGUCCGAUCAGGCCAGGGGUAUAUUACAUCAGGAACGAGGGUUCCGUGGCCAUGUUGCCGGCUUUCCAGCCGCCUGGAAGAUACCAAAUCACAAUGCGAGUCAGGAUGCACGAAAGUGGGGACCCCUUUGUGAUGGAAAUGCUGUGGGUAUACAGUGUAGUUCGAAAUAAAGAAAAACGGGCUUUUACUGAAAUAAAGAAUCAUAUUUUACUUUAA
Molecule: messenger RNA, 702 nt
Organism: Drosophila santomea
Lineage: Eukaryota; Metazoa; Arthropoda; Insecta; Diptera; Drosophilidae
Exons: 1
Coding region: 154-702 (182 amino acids)
Source: RefSeq, a predicted model, not a curated record